AUGCGGAGAGUCCUCGGUCAAGGGCGGGCUAACACUCCUUUCUCCCACAGCUGCCACUCUGGGUACGUGGGUGUUCGCUGUGAGCAUGCAGACCUCCUGGCUGUGGUGGCUGCCAGCCAGAAGAAGCAAGCCAUCACUGCCCUGGUGGUGGUCUCCAUUGUGGCCCUGGCUGUCCUCAUUAUCACCUGUGUGCUGAUCCACUGCUGUCAGCUCCGCAAACACUGUGAGUGGUGCCGUGCCCUCGUCUGCAGACAUGAGAAGCCCAGCGCCCUCCUGAAGGGAAGGACUGCUUGCUGCCACUCUGAGACAGGUACAGGGUAG
Messenger RNA from Mus caroli (Ryukyu mouse), 321 nucleotides. Lineage: Eukaryota; Metazoa; Chordata; Mammalia; Rodentia; Muridae. The record is from RefSeq and is a predicted model, not a curated record.